UUCGGGAGGGACUUACAGCCUUGAUGCAGCCGAGUACUGUGAAUGGUGUCCUGCUGGUUACUUCUGCCCUUCAACAAGACUGUCUGAACCUAUCAUGUGUGGAGAAGGUCAGUACUCCUUCAACGGCAGCUCCUCCUGUCUCCAAUGUCCCGUGGGUCACAAGUGCCCAUCCAUCUACCAAGACCCUGUCCUGUGCGAGGAAGGGUACUACUCCAGCGGGGAGGGGCAGACAGAAUGCCAGGAGUGCCCAGCGGGGUACGCCUGUCCGGAUCGUAACAGCACCCAGGCCUGUACGCCUGGCUACAUCAGCAAGCUAGGAGAUGGCAGCUGUAGCGCUUGUGACCAGGGAUAUUACAGUGAGGAGGCAGCAUCCACCUGCCUGCCCUGCCCAGAGGGGUCCUCCUGCACCGACCCCUCCCAGGACCCCACCACCUGCUCCAAGGGCUACAUCGCACCCCUAGGAUCCGACAACUGCACCCGCUGCGCCUACAACGAGAUCACCAACACCGCCCAGACGGACUGCGUGCCUUGCCCAGCCGGUCAGGAGUGCUCCGACCCCACCCUUGACCCGGUUGAUUGCGCCGGAGGGGAGUACGCACUGUUGGGGGAUGGGGUGUGCCAGGGUUGUCCGGCUGGUAGCAGGUGCCCGUCAGCUAGCACCAUCGAGGACUGCCCAGCAGGAACCUAUUCGAGUGGGAGUGCAACCGAUUGUUCGCCGUGCCCUGCAGGUCACAGCUGUACAAGCUCUUCUACAUCUCAGUGCGGAAGUGGAGACUACAGCCCUAUUGGAGAUGUCAACUGCUACAGCUGUUCAGCGGGUUUCUACUGCACUCCGCUUGCUGGCUCCCAGACGUCUUGCCCCGAUGGCUACUACUCUGGGGUUAAUGCAACCUCGUGCACGGAAUGCCCGCCGGGCUACCAGUGCACUUCAACGGUCGCCCAGGAAUGCGCAGCGGGAUACUACUCUCUAGGACAGGCCAGCGCCUGUUCGCCUUGCCCUAAAGGAUACCAAUGCAAUGUAACCAAUGCAGCCCCUGUAGCCUGUACCAAUGGAUGGUACGCUGAUGCCUCUCUUCAGACCUACUGUCUCCAGUGUGAUGCAGGCUACUACUGUGCCAGUGAUGGAACUCAAGCCCCUCAGCCAUGCGCCAGCGGUCAGUACAGUCAGGCCGGGAGCACCAGAUGUACAGACUGCCCUCCUGGGUACGCAUGUCCUGACAAGGCCUUAGAGGACAUGGAAGCCUGUGAGCCAGGAUGGUAUGCUACCGGGAUGGCCACCGAGUGCACACCAUGUACCGCAGGGAAAUACUGCACUAAUACUAGAACCAACUCAGAGAUUGACUGCGACCCAGGGACCUACUCCUACACCAACGCUAGUGUCUGCAUCACCUGUGAGGCUGGGUACGAAUGCCCCAACACUGAUCACUCCGACACCAGAGAGUGUAUGGAGGGGGAGUAUAGUACCAGUGGCAGCGUGGCGUGUCUGAUCUGCCCACCAGGAUACGCUUGUCCAGAUCCGACCCUAGACUACCAGGUUCCCUGCCAGCCUGGACUCUACUCCAUCGGUCAGCAAGCUUCGUGUACAGAGUGUCCCGCAGGAUCGUUUUGUCCUGUGACCUUUGAAGCCUUGAAGGUUCCUUGCGACGCUGGUUACUACUCACUGGGCAACACCUCGGUCUGUACAGCCUGCCCUCUAGGUUAUUAUUGCCCUAGCAAAACAGAAGCACCAAGUGAAGACGAGAAGUGUGAGCCUGGAACCUAUUCUGUCGGUGCCCAAGCCUCCUGCACCGACUGUACCCCUGGUUACUACUGCCCCUCAAUAUACAGCUCUGAGCAGCCUUGUCCUUCAGGGUUCUACAGCACCAUCAGACAGGAGAACUGUACCAUCUGUGAGGCAGGGUACCAGUGCUCAGAUAAAACAUCUCCCGUCAUCUGUCCGCCCGGGAAGUGGUCACCAGAGGGCUCCCUCUACUGUCGGGACUGCCAGGCCGGAUACACCUGCGAUGAGGGAGCGACGAGCUCAUCUCCAGAGGCUGAUCUGUGCGAGCCUGGUGGUUGGUGUGACGGAUUGGAUCGCUUUGAUUGUCCUCUAGGAUCGUACAACCCUAACAAUGGAUCUAAGACAGUGUCAGAGUGCAGACCCUGUCCUCCAGGGUUCUAUUGUGACACCAAGGGCUUAGAAGACUACGUGGAUAACAAAUGUCCAACCGGUCACUACUGCCCUGAGGGCACUACGUACGACACACGGUUUCCUUGUCCUGGCGGUACGUACAAUGACCUCUUGAACCAGACGUCGGAGCAGCUUGCCUGUAAGACCUGUCCAGCAGGUAACUACUGUCCCGAGGGAAGUUCGACCGCUGGGAUCGACUGUCCGGCCGGAUUCUACUGCCUGGCUGGACAGUACUCUGGCUUCCAGAACCCUUGUACAUUGGGAACCUAUGGCACGGACGUGGGCUACGAGAACUCAUCCCAGUGUAUCACCUGUCCCGCCGGUAACUACUGCCCCUACGGGAGCGCCAACUCGCCCACGACCUCGCCCGUCCCAUGCGACCCCGGCUCCUACAACCCAGACGAGGGUUCCGGUCACGCUUACAACUGUCGUCUUUGCGACCAGGGGAGGUCUUGCCCGGUGCCGGGAUUGACCAACAGCUCUCAUCCUUGUGCAGAAGGGUACUUCUGUCCAAACGGAACCAUCACUAACGAUCAGUACCCCUGCGCUCCUGGGUCAUACACAGGGUCAACCAGUUUGACCUCACCAGAUGAAUGCUCUGCAUGCUGGGAAGGCUACUACUGCAGCUGGGGCACAGGAGAGACGGUCAACCCACCGCAGCCCUGCAAGCCUGGCUACUACUGCCCACUCCAGACCCCGAGCCCUGACCGCUACCCUUGUCUGGCCGGAACGUUCUCCUCCUCGUCCAACCUAUCAAGAGCUGACCAGUGCACCCCCUGUACUCCUGGCUACUACUGCCUUGGAGGAGGAUCCACGGAAGACAAUAUUUGUCCACCAGGCUACUACUGUACUGAAGGGACAGAGUUUGCUGAGCAGCAUGGCUGUCCAAACGGAACGUACAACACAGAGUACCAGAGAGUCAACGUGUCACAGUGCAUGACCUGUCCACAAGGUUCUUACUGUGAGUACGGAGCAGUGAACCCGAUAGAGUGCCCUGCAGGUUCCUACAUGCCUUACGGCGUGGACGUCAACGAUACCCUCUACGGAUCACCGGCCAAAUACCAAGACAACUGCAUCGACUGCCCCGGUGGAUCCCGCUGCACUGCCAACACCGUCUAUCCGUAUGAUUGCGGUACCGGAGUCUUCUCCAAACCGGGGAAGAGCGUGUGUGAGACUUGCGAGGCGGGGUAUUAUUGCGACAACGUGACGACGUCGUACACGGAUAUGACGACGAACAAGAGAUGUCCGGCAGGGUUGUACUGCACGACGGGUCUGAAUGCGUUGGACGAAGCAGUGAACUGUAGCCUCAGUCACUACUGCCCUGAAGCCACACCCGAAGAGCUCAACUGCCCCGUUGGUACCUACAACCCCACUCUUGGUAUCGGUGCCAUCACCGACUGUACCCCUUGUGAUGCCGGAUCGUACUGCUUGGAGGGUAUCUCUACGCCCACAGCAGAGUGUGAUGAAGGUUUCUACUGCCCUACAAACAUAGCCAAUGUAUAUGCCGUGUCACCAGCACUUAUCGGAUCCUAUGGUCCACAACAGCUUCCUUGUCCUUCAGGCACCUACCGAGACACGAAAGGAGCCGGCAUCCUGGAGGACUGCAUCCCAUGCCCGGCAGGUGAAUACUGCCCUCAAGGUAUCGCUAAUGGUAUCAUCUGCCCUCGGGGGUACUACUGCCCUGACAACUCAACAGUGCCUGUACCUUGUGCUGUUGGUCGCUAUGGAAACGACACUGGUGGUAAAGCAUUGACCGACUGUCCACUUUGUGACCCUGGUUGGUACUGCGAUGCCCCUGGUCUUCAGACACCCAGGGCCCAGUGUGACCCAGGUUAUCUGUGCUACGAAGGGGCGUAUACUUCCACCCCUACGGAUGGACUUACAGGAGAGCUGUGCCCAGCAGGAGGGUUCUGCGUGACAGGAUCGUUCUUGAGUGCCCCCUGUCCUCCAGGAACCUACAGUAAUGUAUCAGGUGCUGUGGAUGCACAGGGAUGUGAGGAUUGUGAUCCAGGGUACUACUGCAGCAAUGCUAGAACACCAGAACCCACUGGACCAUGCAGUGCUGGUUACUACUGUACUGGAGGGUCAAGCACACCGAACCAAACGGUCACCCAGCCGGGCUACUACUCUCCGGUCGGCUCCACCCAGCCGUUCCCCUGCUCUCAAGGAACCUACAUGCCCUUUGACCGGGCGGGAGAAUGCUUGACCUGCGAGGCAGGGUAUUACUGUGAAGAGGAAGCGAUGACCAAUAUGACCACUUGUCCGGCAGGCUCCUACUGCCCAGAGGGGUCUAUCAUCUACUCCUUGUGCACCACUGGAACAUACUCUAACCUGACCUACCAGGUACACAUAGACAACUGCACCAUAUGCCCUGUGGGUUACUACUGCAGUGAUAACGGUGACAUCCAACCCACAGGGAAGUGUGCUGCGGGCCAUAUCUGUUACCUCGGAGGUCUCUACGCUACACCCGUCUUCAACAAUGACUCUACAGAUGGUCAAAUCAUUGUGACAUGGGGGGACCAGUGUCAAACGGGCCACUUCUGUCCCCUUGGAACUACGCUCAUGGAAGAAUGUCCUCCAGGGACGUACCUGAACUACAGAGGGGCAGAGUCGGAGGAUGAAUGUGUGUCUUGUAAUCCUGGGAAGUACUGCAAGACAGCCGGUCAAUCAGCAGAAACAGGUAAUGUGGCUUAUCUUCUUUGCGAUUGUUAUCCUGGUCACUAUUGCCUCGGUGGGGCUAUACGAGGUAACCCUUUCGACAACGUAACCGGUCAGGUCUGUCCGGAGCGCUAUUACUGUCCGGAAGGAUCCUCUACUCCUAUAGUUUGUGAGGAAGGGACGUACGCCAACACGACCGGUCUGGCGGUGUGCAUCAACUGCCCUGCAGGAAUGUACUGCGUGCCGGACAACGACCCUGUCCCGUGCCCUCAAGGUUAUUACUGUUUGGGUGAAGACGAUUCUGGGAACGAUCCAAGAGCCUGCCUGAAGGGCUACUUCGGCAACCGAGAGGGACUGAUAGCGGAAUCAGAAUGCACGGAAUGCUUGGCAGGGCACUACUGUGAGGUUGAUGGUCUAGCCAACGUGACUGGUCCCACCGCUGCUGGCUUCUACUCCAAGCAGCUUGCCUACCAAGCCGGUCCCUUUGAUAUCACCACCAGUACAGACUACAGUGUAUGUCCGGUGGGCUACUACUGCCCUGAGGGAAGCGGCUUCGCUACACCUUGUCCUAAGGGAAGAUUUGGAUCAACCACACAGCUAGAGGCAGAGACAGACUGUACUCUCUGUACAGCUGGUGAAUACUGUCCUAACACCACGAUGACGGUCACGGCAGGACAGUGUGCACCAGGGUGGUACUGCUACGAAGGAUCUACUAAGAGUAUGCCUACCGAUCCAUUGGAAGGAGGUGAAUGCCCCACUGGUCACUUCUGCGUCGCUGGAUCGGAUGCACCAGCACCCUGCAUCGCUGGUCGGUACAACAACGAGACGGGCCGCUUCAACUGCCGAAGCUGUCCCAUCGGGUUCUACUGUACCCAGAACACGACCGUACCGGAGGAGUGUAACCCUGGGUACUACUGCCCUCUAGAGACGGCGACGUGGGAUGAGCAUCCAUGCGCUGAAGGGACGUUUAAUAACCUGACCGGGAGAUCGGAGGAGAGUGACUGCAUCCUUUGUCUUCCAGGCACGUACUGUGAGAUCCCUGGCCUCUCUGCCCCCACUGCCGAAUGCGACGAGGGGUGGUACUGUAUCAACGGCUCCCAGUUCUCCCAACCGACCGACGUCUCCCAGGGAGGGCGCUGCCCGGUCGGUCACUACUGCCCUCAGGGUUCCGUCUACCCGACCUCCUGUCUCCCCGGCAUGUACUGUGACGUGGUGGAGCUACCCUACCCAGCUGGGAACUGCAGCGCGGGGCAUUACUGUACAGGAGGCGCAGAGACGGCAAGCCCAGAGGCAGUUUCCUCAGGUGAUAUUUGUCCGAGUGGUCAUUAUUGUCCCGAGGGAAGCUCAGAAGCGCAGGAAUGUCCACCAGGAGCGUUCCUCAAUACGACACAAAAUGAAGCCCUGUCAGACUGCCUGGACUGCCCUGCUGGCAUGUACUGCUCUGGCUAUGCAAACAGCCACCCAACGGCCGAGUGUGAGGCAGGCUACUUCUGCCCAUCCGGUCAGAACAUCUCCACGCCUUACGAGUACCGCUGCCCCCAGGGCCACUACUGUCCUGUCGGUAGCCCGGAGGCGAUCCGUUGCGCCUCUGGAACGUACCAGGACGAGGAGGUGCAGGAUGGGUGCAAGACAUGCCCUGAUGGCUUCUACUGUGAUAACCGUCUGGAACCGGUGGUCCUCUACCAGAAUUCUACUUGCCCUGAAGGAUCGUACUGCCCGGCUGGUACGCGCUAUCACAAUGAGUUCAAGUGCCCUCUGGGUACCUUCAGCAACGUGACUGGUCUAAACAUGAGUUCUCAGUGUAGUCCUUGUAUGGGAGGGUUCUAUUGUGGAGAGUUGGGUCUGACUGAAGCAACAACACCUUGUGCUGCGGGUCUGGUGGCUAAAGCACAGCUUCACUGUAUAAAGGUUCAAAACAACAUUUUGAAUAAUCCCUUCAUUUCCCUUUGCAGCUACUUCUGUCGACAGUACGCAGAGAUCAGUACGCCCAACCAGACCACCUACGCCAACGUGUGUCCCGCUGGUUCCUUCUGUCCCGAGGGAACCACUGAACCUGACCCCUGCCCUCCUGGCACCUACUCCGAUAUGCUGCAGAUGGAGAGUGAAGAUCAGUGUCAGAACUGCACCAAGGGUUGGCAUUGUCCGGUUAAUGGUCUGACCGAGCCGUUCGGUGAAUGCUACGAGAGUUACUACUGUCCUUCAGGAUCAUCUAGUCCAGACCAGGUGGCAUGUCCAGCCGGCUAUUACUGCAUGAAUGGAACCUUUGACCCCACACCAUGUCCUAAAGGUCGGUACUCCAAUGAUACAAUGAAGGCCUCGGCUACAGACUGUUAUCUGUGUUCAGGAGGGUUCUACUGCGAGACGGAGGGACUCACCGAGCCAACAGGAGAGUGUGGAGAAGGUUAUUUCUGUCCACCUGGAACCAUCCAUCGAGAGCCCAACACCACCUACUGUCCGAUCGGUCACUACUGUCCUGAGGGAGUGUCCGGCCCGAUACCCUGCGCCAACAAUACCUAUGUGAACUACACCCAUGCUGCGUCCUGCAACCCGUGUCCUGCUGGAUACCACUGCCAGGAUGUAGGUGUCCAAGAGAUCUGCCCUCUAGGAUACUACUGCCCCGAAGGAACAGGUUAUGACAUCAUGUCUUGCCCGCGUGGUACGUACAGUGAUCAGGAAGGUCUCUAUGAAGUCGCCCAGUGCUUGCCCUGUUCCGCCGGAUACUACUGUGACCAGGAGCACCUUGAUGCCCCCACCGCAGAGUGCGACCCAGGAUACUUCUGCGUGUAUGGCGUGGACCGUCUCCAGCCGGACGGGAACAACGACACGUGCCCCGCAUCAAGCAACGCAUCAUGCAUGUACUACGACGCCCAUCAGACCGGAUACGGGGGCGUGUGUCCUGUCGGACACUAUUGCCCUCAAGGAACCACCUUGCCGAUACCGUGUCUGAACGGGUCGUAUGCGGCUAGCCAGGGACUUGCAGAGUGCGUCACUUGUGAAGCAGGCUAUUACUGUCCUGAGGGAUCGUCCAGCUACGAGGUCAACCCAUGUCCAUCCGGUCACUACUGCCCACCGGGCACUCACUAUGGAGAGCAGUAUCAAUGCCUGGCAGGAACGUUCAACAAUCAAACCAUAAGCAAGAAUGAAUCUGCUUGUAUACCAUGUACAGCUGGCUACUACUGCCCCAGCCCUGCCAUGACAUGGCCCAUGGGUGAAUGUGAAGGGGGCUACUACUGCCCAGGGGGAGACGACGACCCCACGCCGUCCACCUACUGCACCAUGGGGUACUACUGCCCCCAGGGGUCGGUCUUACCCCUCCCCUGCCCCGGUGGCGAGUACUGCGCUGAGGACAUGAUGAGUAACACCUCGGGUCUCUGCGCCGCCGGAUACUACUGCUACUCUAAAGCAAUCACACCGAGGCCUAACGAUGGGAAUGUGACAGGUGAUGAGUGCCCUAUGGGUGCAUACUGUCCCAUGGGCAGUGACUCCCCAAUCCUCUGCGAUGCCGGCACAUUCCUUAACAGCACCCUCAAUGACAUGGAAUCUGACUGCUUAGACUGUAUACCCGGAUCAUACUGCGCGGGCAGUGGUAACGUGGUACCGACAGACGAGUGCUGGCCAGGGUACUACUGCCCAGCUGGACAGCGAGAGGCUACACCGGCCGAGUAUAACUGCACGCUAGGUCAUUAUUGCCAACGAGGGAGCCCUUCACCCAUCCGCUGCAUUUCUGGUGAAUACCAGGACGAGGUCGGCCAAUCAUCAUGCAAGGAUUGCCCUGCUGGUUUCUUCUGCGACAGCACCAUGGAACCUGUCGUGCUCUACAAUGACUCUUACUGUCCGCAAGGUUUCUACUGCCCUCUGAACACGGAGUAUGCUACACAGUAUCCCUGCCUUCGAGGAACCUUCAACAACCUGACUCACAAGACAGAGAUAGAUGAUUGCCAGCCAUGCUCUGGAGGCUACUACUGUGAUCAAGAAGGGCUCGAGGAACCGGUCGCUCCUUGUACAGCAGGAUUUUACUGUGAGACAGGAUCUAACUCCUCCACACCGACCUUCGAUGAUGACAACAACGAAUGUCCAGUCGGUCACUACUGUGUCCAAGGCUCAGCCCAGCCUCAGGCUUGUCCUUCAGGCACCUACAAUCCAUCGGUCAGACGUGAGGCGGUCAGCGAAUGUCUGAACUGCACUGGUGGACGCUACUGUCCGGACUACGGAAUGAACGCCACUGGACCUUGGUGUGGUGCUGGUUUCUACUGUGAGUCUGGCGCGGAUGUGGCUACCUUUAUGCAGUGCCCACCUGGAAGCUACUGCCCUGAGGGCUCUACUCUGCCUAGUCUUUGUGAUCCAGGCUCUUGGUCAGAUCAGCCAGGUCUCACUGCACAGGAUGAAUGCUUCAACUGCACAGCUGGUUUCUUCUGUCCCUCCAGCGGACAGACGGCAGCCACGGACGAAUGUUGGGGCGGGUGGUACUGCCCCAUCGGUCAGAGUCAGCCCAACCCUGCGGACUACCUGUGCCCCAUUGGAGUCCACUGCCCCAACGGCAGUGAUACCUACCUCUCGUGCCCCAGCGGGUCCUAUGCCAACUAUUCAGGAGCAUCGGAAUGCCAUGUUUGCCCUGAGGGGUACUACUGCACCCCUGUUGGUCCUGCCAACGCCUCCCUGAAUGCCCAGUCAUGCCCUCCAGGUUACUACUGUCCUGAAGGUACCGGUCUGGACUGGCAGCCAUGCCCUGCUGGUACCUACAGUGCAGCUGAGGGUCUGACAAGACAGGGAGAAUGUCUGCCCUGUGAUGGGGGUCAAUACUGCAUGGGAUCUCAUCUCACAGAACCUACAGGAAACUGCUCUGCAGGUUACUACUGUACGUCCAGCAUUGAUAGACCAGACCCAGGGGCAGACAACGAGACUUUAGUCAACUCAACAUGCGCUUGCCCUGAACAGACCUAUUACACUGGCGAAGGAGGAAUCUGUCCCAUCGGUCACUACUGUCCUGAGGGGUCAUCUCUGCCGAUCUCCUGUGAGGCCGGAACCUACAACAGCCUCACACAGCAGGCUGAGUGUAUGGUGUGUCCAGAGGGUUACUACUGCAUGGCCAAUGCUACAGAGUUCUUUAGUACAGAUUGUCUGCUAGGUCAAUACUGUCCGAACGGAACCACCCAUGCCUAUGAAUUCCGCUGCCCUCCUGGCACCUACCAGCCCCAGUACAAUGCAAAGUCUAUGGACGAGUGUCUGUCCUGCCCUGGUGGUCGCUACUGCGCCGGGUACGGUAACAGUAACUGGACGGGAGAGUGUGAUGAAGGAUGGUACUGCACCGAGAGCGCCUACACCCCGAAUGGGACUGAUAAUGGAGGAGAGUGUCAACCAGGAUUCUACUGUCCAAUGGGAUCUGAUGCCCCUGUCCCAUGCACGCCUGGCUACUACUGUGACAUCGCCAGCCUCCCCACGCCCACCGACAUGUGCGCCCCUGGAUUCUACUGCACCCUGGGUGCAACCACGCCCGAGCCCCUGGACGGAUCGACGGGUGACGAGUGCCCUGAAGGCUUCUAUUGCGGGGAGGGGUCGCCCUAUCCUCUGGCAUGCCCUCUAGGGACAUACAGCCCGUCCCUGAGGAACGAGAAUGUCACUGACUGUCUGGAUUGCACCCAUGGACAGUACUGCGGAGACCACAAUCUGACAGCGCCCUCAGGUAACUGCAGUCAAGGCUUCUACUGUACACCCGGUCAGAAUGUUGCAGAUGCAGCCCCUUGCCCUGUCGGCUUCUACUGCCCUGAGAUGACCUUUGACCCUAUCCUGUGUCCCAGCGGAACAUACCAGACCGAGGAAGGACAGUGGACGUGUGAUACAUGCCCAGCUGGAUACUACUGUGACAAUUCUAAUGGUGUUGUCACUGCAAACAUCACUUGCCCAGCCGGUUAUUACUGUCCGGCAGGUACCACCAGGGAUGAUGAGUUCCCUUGCCCCACGGGUACCUACGGCAAUGAGACAGGAUAUGCCUAUGAAUCACAGUGUACCGCUUGCACAGGUGGCUAUUACUGUGAGGAGGUAGGACUCACCUCACCUAGUGGUCCUUGCAAUGCUGGGUUUUACUGCAGGCAGUAUUCUAAUACCUCUACACCACAACUUGGAUACGAUGCUGAUGUCUGCCCAGCAGGUUUCUACUGCCCUGAAGGCACAGCCGAGCCAUACCAAUGCCCUGCAGGGACGUUCAGUAAUCAGAUGGGACUGCACAAUACUACUCAGUGUACGCAGUGUCUAGCUGGAUUCUACUGUGAGAGCGUCAACCUCACCGACACCGAAGGACUAUGUCAAGAGGGCUACUACUGCCCCCUAGGGUCAUCAUCACGCACCGAGAUGUCCUGCACCGAGGGUCACUAUUGCCCUGAGGGGUCAGCCACGCCCACUGGUUGCCCAGAGGGGACCUUUAACCCUUACCAAGUUCAGAUUGAGGAAGAUGACUGUACGCCUUGUACGCCAGGCAGCUACUGUGAGACACAAGGUCUUGUGGAACCAACUGGACCAUGUGAGCCAGGCUACUACUGCCCAGCCGGUCAGAACUCGUCCAGACCAUACGAGUACCCGUGUACGGUCAGUCACUACUGCCCUCUCAACUCCACCGAGCCGCUGCUGUGUGAGAACGGGACGUAUAUGAACCAGACCCAUGCUUCAGAAUGCUUCACUUGCCCGGCAGGAUCGUACUGCGUCCUAGGAGACCUCAUUGCCAUGUGUCCAGAGGGGUACUACUGCCCCUCUGGGACCGGUAUCAACUGGCAGCCGUGCCCCCGUGGGACCUAUAACAAUGAUACCGGUCUCUCUGAGGAGCUUGAGUGUAGGCAGUGCCCUGGUGGUUAUUACUGCGGGGAGAUCGCUCAGACUGAUUACCUUACACAGUGUGAUCCAGGGUUUUACUGUGAAUAUGGCGUAGACAGAGCCGAUCCUAAUGGCAAUAACAACUCUACCGUGGUGAAUGCAAGUUGUGCCGUCCUUGGUGAGCAUACCGGUAUCGGUGGCAUCUGCCCUGAAGGAUCAUACUGCCCUCUAGGUUCAAAUCAACCAAUCGAAUGCGAGGCUGGGUCGUACGCCAAUACUACGGGACUCGAAGCGUGUUGGGAUUGCCCUGCUGGCUACUACUGUCUUGAAGGUGCGGUCACCUACGAGGACACACCCUGUCCAGAGGGUCACUACUGCCCGAUCGGGACAGCUUCCAUUUAUGAGAACCCCUGCCCUGAUGGGACAUACUACAACACCACACAUGCCACGGAGAUGAGUGACUGCAUCGCCUGCCCGGGAGGGGACUACUGUGAGAUCGAUGGACUUGGGUACCCGACAGGACCGUGCUCUCCCGGAUGGUACUGCUCUGGCAACUCUUCAUCCUCCAUGACGAUGACCCACGGAGGAGAAUGCCAACCCGGUACCUUCUGUCCUGAGGCAUCCUACGCCCCCACACCCUGCACCCCCGGGACGUACUGCCAGACUCCUGGGCUUGAUGCACCUACAGGGAACUGCUCAGAAGGGUACUACUGUUCCCUCGGAGCUUCGGACCCCGCCCCUACGGACAACACCACCGGUGCCAUCUGCCCAGUGGGUCACUACUGCCCCGAGGGUAGCCCUGCCCCUAUCUCCUGCCCCACCGGCUACUACCUGAACUCUGAGGAGAACAAUGCCCUUGAGGACUGCUUGCCCUGUCCUCUGGGUGAGUUCUGUCCUGGUAUUGGAAGGGAGACCUCAGCAGGGGAUUGCGAUGCUGGCUUCUACUGCCCAGGUGGACAGAAUGUUUCUGCACCUGCAGAAUACGUCUGCCCUGAAGGCUACUUCUGUGAGGUAGGAAGCUUUGAGCCUCAGAUAUGCGAGAACGGAACCUUCCAGAACGAGAUUGGCCAGAGCUCCUGCAAGCAAUGUCCAGCUGGCUACUACUGCGACAACACCCUGGACCCAGUGGUCCUCAACAUCACCGGUCUUUGUCCAUCUGGUCACUACUGUCCAGCAGGAACGAGAUACGCGGUCGAGUUCCCUUGCCUGAUCGGAACGUUCAACAAUGAGACAGGUUUGACAGAGGAGAGUCUUUGUAGCCCGUGUCUGGGCGGGUACUACUGCCCCACCCCAGGAAUGGUCUACCCAGAGGACGAGUGUGAUGCAGGGUUCUUCUGCAAGCAGUAUGCCAACAUCUCAGCACCUGAUCAAGGUGACGAUGCCAACGAGUGCACCCCCGGCCACUACUGCCCCCAGGGAACCACAGACCCUGUUCCCUGCCCCAAGGGCUCCUUCAGCAAUGAGUACGGCUUACAGGCAGAGGGAGACUGUGAACUGUGCACACCAGGGCACUACUGCUCAGAGAUAGGACAGACCAACACGUCAGGAUUGUGCAAUGAAGGAUUCUACUGUGAGCUUGGGUCUUGGGAUGCCACCAAUGUCUCGUGCCCAGUGGGUCACUACUGCCCUCUAGGUUCACCAUCACCGGAGCCGUGCCCCCAGGGAACCUACACCAACACCAUGGAGAGAUGGAAUGUUAGCCAGUGCCAGGACUGUAAUGAGGGAUGGUACUGUAAUGAUACAGGUCUCUCUGCUCCGGUAGGCGAGUGUGACGCAGGUUUCUACUGCCCACCGGGUCAGAGCGUACCAAACCCCACCGACUACCCCUGUAGCAUUGGGCUUCACUGCCCCGUUGGUAGUGCUCUACCGGUACCUUGCGCCCCUGGUACAUAUACCAACCUCACCCAGGCUCCUGAGUGCCUGGAGUGUCCUGCUGGGUUCUAUUGUGUACCGGAGGAGGUCAUUGAAGGAAAUUCCUCAGCUGGGUACAGCGAUUGCCCCCAGGGGUAUUACUGCCCCCCUGGAACCGGAGCUAACUGGACUGCUUGCCCACCAGGAACUUAUGGGGCAAGCAAAGGACUGGAAUAUGAGGAGGACUGCUCUGACUGCCCAGGUGGUCAAUACUGCGAUGGUGUCAACCUCACCCUCCCAUCUGGUCCAUGUGAGGAAGGAUAUUUCUGCACAUAUAAAGUGGAUAGGCCAACCCCAACAGCAUUCCCCAAUGACGGAUGUUCCUACGCAGGUAACCAUACAGGUUACGGGGGCGUCUGUCCGCUAGGUCACUACUGUCCCGAGGGGUCACCACGCCCUCUAGGGUGCGCAGAGGGAAUGUAUCAGGACGAGGAGGGCAAGGAGUCGUGCAAGGAGUGCCUUGCUGGGUACUACUGCCUCGCCAAUGCUACAACAUACGAGGAUACCAUAUGUCCGUCUGGCUACUACUGCCCACCCGGUACAACGUAUGACAUCAUGGAACCCUGCGUUGAAGGAACCUUCAACAAUCUCACCGGUGCCCACAAUGAUUCCUGGUGUACUGCGUGCCUACCUGGUAUGUACUGCGCUGGCCUUGGUAACCCUGAACCCACCGACCUCUGUGAUGAAGGCUGGUAUUGCAUCAGUGGUUCCUAUGAACCUCAGCCAUCUGACUCAGUUCUAGGAGGAGAGUGCCAGGCUGGUGAAUACUGCCCUCAAGGUGGAUCAUCUCCCAUGACCUGUGACCCUGGAUGGUACUGCCACACCUCUGGUCUGCCAGCACCCUACGCUAUGUGUUCAGCUGGUUACUACUGCACCAAUGGCUCUAUCACAGCUACUCCUACAGGAAGUGGAGGUGACCGAUGCAGUCCUGGCUACCACUGUGUUGAGGGUAGCUCAGUAGAGGAAGCAUGUCCCCCAGGCACCUACCAGCCGAGCCUCAUGGCACAGAACAUCACCUACUGUCUAGACUGUCUGGCUGGAAAGUACUGCAACGAGAGCGGUCUGUCUCAGCCUGAAGGAAACUGCACCAGAGGAUUCUACUGUCCCGGCGGUCAGACCAUCCCGACACCCAACGAGUAUCGCUGUCGCCGUGGUUACUACUGCGAGGAGAACUCCGCAGAGGAGCAGUCGUGUCAGGCCGGUACGUACCAGGAUGAACCCGAGCAGUGGGGAUGUAAUGACUGUCCUGCUGGCUUCUACUGUGAUGAUACCGAUGGACCUAUUGUUAACUACACGGCAUAUGUCUGCCCUGAAGGCCACUACUGCCCUGUAGCUACCAGAGCAGCCACGUACUACAAGUGUGCCAUCGGUACCUUCAACAACAUCACAGCUAUCUCCAACCAAUCAGAAUGCUCCGACUGCCUCGGAGGCUACUACUGCGGGGAGCCUGGGCUCACGUACCCUCGGACGCUCUGCGCGGCGGGAUACUACUGUCGUCGGGCGGCCCGCAUCGCGACACCGAACCAGGGUGACGAUGCGGACGAGUGUCCCGUCGGGCAUUACUGUCCUGAGGGAACCGAAGAACCGAUUGGAUGUCCACUGGGUACCUUCAGUAAUAACACAGGGUUGAUGAAUGUCACAGAAUGUGAAUACUGCACACCAGGCUCAUACUGUGACGUCACAGCAUUGACCGCCCCUGUUGACCUCUGCACGGCUGGCUUCUACUGUGUCCAAGGCUCAGACAACCAGGAACAGUUUAUCUGCCCUGCUGGACGCUACUGCCCCGAGGGCACUUCGGCCGCCUUCAAGUGCCCCUCCGGGACGUUCUCCAACGACACAAGGCUUGUGGAAGAGGCAGAGUGUCGUAACUGCACUGCAGGGUAUUACUGCCAACAGAUGGGACUGUCAGAGGAAGAAGCACUGUGCACUGCAGGAUACUACUGCCCAGAAGGGUCUUCCAUCCCUGCCCCCAUCGAGUGCCCCAUCGGUCUUCAUUGUCCUACCGGGUCAGCUGAACCUAAAGCCUGCGCAUCUGGCUCUUACACCAACCGAACCACUCAACGAUCAUGCCUGACCUGUCCUCAAGGAUUCUACUGUCUACCUGAGAAUGAGACAAUUGGUCAUCCUGAUCUAGAAGCCGGUUAUGCAGACUGCCCAGCUGGCUACUACUGUCCGGCUGGAACCGGUUUGGACUGGAUGGCCUGCCCAGCUGGAACCUACAGUGAUCAGACCAACCUCUACAUGAUCGAGCAGUGCGAAGACUGCCCCUCAGGGUACUACUGUCCUGACCAACACGCCACUAACGUCACCGACCUCUGCCACGAGGGCUACUGGUGCAGCUCCGGAGUGGACAGGGGUAACCCUCACACCCUCGGGACCAACGAGACCUACAACGAGACCUGCCCCCUGCUAGGAGGGUACACCGGGGUAGGAGGGGUGUGUCCCAGGGGGCACAGGUGUCCGGAGGGGGUGGGUGCACCCAUUGGAUGUGAGGAGGGGAUGUACCAGGAUAACGAGGGAGAGGGGGUAUGCAAGUAUUGCCCAGAAGGCUUCUUCUGCCCCGCCAAUUCCACCGACUACGAGUCCAACAUCUGUCCGGCAGGCUACUACUGUCCUGACAGCACUGAGCACGGUCAGCAGUUCCCCUGCUGGCCCGGAACGUUCAACAAUGCUACCGGUCAAACAUCCAACUCCUCGUGCUUGUCCUGCCUGGGAGGCAUGUACUGUAUGGGAUACCAUAAUGAGUGGCCUACUAGCAACUGCAGUGAUGGCUGGUACUGUACUUCUGGAGCUUUCGGUCCGAUGCCCAGUGACCCGUCCAUUGGUGGUCAGUGCCAGGCCGGUCAGUACUGUCCGGCUGGCUCUGAGCUACCUAUCGAUUGCGACCCAGGAAUGUACUGCCAACGGGCUGGACUUGCCCUGCCGCAGAUGGAAUGUCAUCCAGGCUCUUACUGCAUCAACGCAGCAUCUCGAGGUGACCCUACUGAUAACAUCACAGGCAAUGUCUGCCCUAUGGGUCACUUCUGCCCACAAGGCAGCUAUACUCCCACACCAUGUGACAUGGGAUACUAUCUAGACGCUGAAGGGCAGUCUCAACUGUCCAACUGCAAGAACUGCACUCCAGGUAUGUUCUGUGGUGAGCAAGGCCUGCCGUCUCCCAGUGGCGAGUGUGAACAGGGUUACUACUGUCCAGAAGGCCAGUCAGUGGCCAAUGCAUCCUCAUUCGCUUGCCCGGAAGGCUACUUCUGCGAGACCGGUAGUCCUGCCCCCGAGCCUUGCCCCUCCGGCACCUACCAAGACACCCCGGCCCAAUGGACCUGCAAGACGUGUCCAGAAGGAUUCUAUUGUAACGCCACGAUCGGGCCGGUGGUCUGGCACGGGUCCUACGUGUGUCCAAGUGGGUAUUACUGCCCGGAAGGCACAGAGUACGCAGAGCAGUAUCCUUGUCCCUUUGGCACCUUCAAUAACCUGACAAGCAUUGUAGCAGAAGACGAGUGUACACCUUGUACAGGAGGCUAUGCAUGCAACCAGAUCGGCCUGGCCUACCCACCCGUCAUGUGUGCUGCAGGCUACUACUGCAGGAAGGGAUCCAACAUCACUACUCCGACGUAUGAUGAGUUCAAUAACGAGUGUCCAGCAGGAUCCUACUGUCUGGAGGGAACGGAUAGCCCCAUAGCUUGCCCCGAAGGCUACUUCAGUCCUAACAUCAAACUCCAGUCUGAAGCAGAGUGCUUAAACUGCACUGAGGGAUACUACUGUAAUGAGACAGGCAUCAUAGAGGUCAGUGGUCCUUGCUCUCCGGGCUAUUACUGCGAGGAGGGCUCUACUACGCCCCACAGCCUCAUCUGCAUAGAGGGUCACUACUGUGGCCUUGCGACCUUCGACCCCACGCCGUGCCCCAACGGGACAUUCUUCAACGCCACCGGUAUAUCGACGGAAGAAGAAUGUUUCCACUGUUCGCCUGGCUACUACUGCAAUGGACUUGGUCUUACGGAGCCUACAGAUUCCUGUGCCCCAGGGUACUACUGCCCUCAAGGGUCGUCUUACGCCAAGGCCGUCAUCUGUCCCAUUGGAAUGCAAUGUCCUCUUGGUAGUGCUGAACCGCAGGACUGUGUUGCUGGAACUUACACCGAUAGCGAGGGACAGGCUGCAUGCCAAGUUUGUCCAGAAGGUUACUACUGUAUCCCAGAGCUUGUAGUAGAAGGUGAUGCUGGAAGCACCAGUUGGUCUUGUCCUCAGGGUUACUACUGUCCGAACGGCACUGGUCAUGACUGGCAGCCAUGUCCUGCAGGAACCUAUGGCAAGACAGCAGGACUCACCAACAUCCUGGAAUGCACACCUUGUGAUGCAGGUUCAUACUGCCAGGGGGUGAAUCUGACCUCUCCAACUGACCUCUGUAGCCAAGGUUACUACUGUGUCUCUGGAGCGGACAGACCCAAUCCUCUGUACCUCAAUGACAGCCAGUGUCCUACAGAUACUGUGCAUCCAAUCAUUGGCCAUGUCUGUCCAGAGGGGCACUUCUGUGUGGAAGGAUCAGACUAUCCUGAAGGUUGUCCUGCUGGUACAUACAAUGACGAGCCUGGAGCAUGGGACUGUAUAGACUGUCCCGUAGGAUACUACUGCUAUGGCAAUACCACUGACUACCAAGCUAAUGAAUGCCCAUCUGGAUACUAUUGUGAGCUGAACACUCCUGAUCCCUACGCCCAUCCUUGUCCACCCGGCACCUUCAACAACCUGACUGUACAGCACAGCCAAGCAGCAUGCGUGGACUGCUUGCCUGGAUGGUACUGCGCUGGCUAUGGAAACUCACAUCCUACAGACGAGUGUGAUGAAGGAUGGUACUGUAGUGGUGGAGCUAACGAGACUCAGCCAUCUACCAAUGGUGGAGAGUGUCAACCAGGCUAUUUCUGCCCUCUUGGCUCAGGAGCCCCAGUGCCCUGCACAGCCAGUCAAUACUGCGACCUCGCUGGUCUAGCCCUUCCUACCAACUCCUGUGACCCCGGCUACUACUGUCCUUCCGGGUCAUCUGACCCUCGCCAGCUGGACUGCACUGUCGGUCAUUACUGUCCAGAGGGCAGUAGUCUCCCGACACCGUGCUCCAACGGGACGUAUAAUCCGUCGUUGAACCAGGAUGAGGUCUCAGACUGCCUGCCAUGCCAAGGAGGGUAUUACUGUAACGAGACUGGUGCUAGUACGACUAGUGGCGAAUGUGCUGCAAGAUACUAUUGUCCACCUGGUCAGGUCACUCCUACUCCAGGAGAUUACCUCUGUCCUACCGGUCACUACUGUGUGGCAAACCUAGCCACACCCACCCGCUGCCAGGACGGCACUUAUCAGAAUGGGAUGGGCAAAGAUUCCUGCCUCACUUGUGAAGAAGGCUACUUCUGUGAUAACACCCUGUACGCUGUGAGUGACCUUUCCAAUGCUUCGUGUCCAGCUGGCUACUACUGUCCGGCAGGGACCAAGAGAGCCAAUGAGUUCCCCUGCCCGCCCGGGACCUACAACAACCUGACCAAUUCGAUCAACGAGUCUUCUUGCACCCAGUGUCUGGCUGGGUUCUUCUGUCAGACCCCAGGCUUGAGUGCCCCGGAGGGAGAGUGCUACCCAGGCUAUUACUGCUUAGCAGGGGAGGAUAACCCAACACCCAACCCUUGUCCCGAGGGUAACUACUGCCCCUCUGGUAGCUACAAGCCGACCCCCUGCCCAGCAGGGACCAUCUCCAGUGGCAUAGAGAACAUGAACGUGACGGACUGUGCGCCAUGUGACCCGGGCAGGUACUGCACAGCCAACAGCUCUAGCAAUGGUCAGACGCUGCCCUGUGAUCCUGGAUACAUCUGCACCGGGGGCUCCGACACACCAACCCCAGGGGACAUCUCCAUCGGUUACACCUGUCCUCAGGGCCAUUACUGCGAGACGGGCGCAACGAAAGAAAAGAGAUGUGACCAGGGAACCUACGCUCCAUCGGUCAACCUCGGAGCUUGCGAUGUCUGCCCAGAAGGAUCGAGCUGCCCUGAGACUGGUAUGAACUUCACCUUGUCCUGUCCUGAAGGGUAUUACUGUUUACCAGAGACCAGAGAUAAUGGAAUGCCAUGUCCUCUAGGUACCUUCAGCAAGGUCACGGGUCUCUUCAAUGAAAGCCAAUGCCAGGCCUGCUUGGCCGGGAUGCACUGCAACGAGACCGGUCUCUCCUGGCCCACUGGGUUCUGUGAAGCUGGUUUCCUCUGCAUCUCAGGAGCGAUGGAGUCAGCGCCGGACGAUGGAACCAAUGGACCUUGCCCUACAGGAGCGUACUGUGAAGAAGGUGUGACAUCUGAGGCUUUCUGCCCUCCUGGAACCUUCAACCCGACCCAAGGCGGUAAGAACAUCACCGACUGCCUGCCUUGCACCUCAGGCAAGUUCUGCGGAACCAGCGGCUUAUCGUCCCCCACGGGCUGGUGUCUCGAGAGGUACUACUGCCCUAGCGACGCUGAGGUGCAGGACGAUCGUCCAAGCGAGUUUGAGUGUCCGGCGGGACAUUACUGCCUGAAUGACACAGCGACACCAUAUGCCUGUGACCCUGGUACUUACCAACCCAACACAGCGUCCAUUGACUGCCUGGUCUGCCCCGAGAAAUUCUUCUGUCUUGUGAACUCCAGCCAACCUGAACCCUGCAGCCCCUAUUCAUACUGCCCUGAGGGUUCAACCGCACCUGUCAACUGCCCCAAUGGCACGUACACCAUGGAUAACGUGACUGGUCUGGCGUCAGCAGAUGAAUGCCAGCUCUGCCCUACAGGCUCCUACUGUCUUGGCGGUCGUAUAGCCGGCCCAUGUUCAGCAGGGUAUCUGUGUUACAGUGGAUCAGACACACCCACACCUGAUGGAAGCGAUCCCACCGUAGGAGAAAUCUGCCCCUUUGGCUUCUACUGUGAAGAAGGUGCAGCAAACGUGUCCGCGUGUGAGCCUGGUAAGGUCAUAGCUAAGGAAGGAGCAAUGAGCGUCCUUGAGUGUCAGCAGUGUCCUGCUGGGUAUAUCUGCUCAGUAGAUAACGUCCUGCCACAACCUUGUACACCAGGAUAUUACUGUGAGUUUGAUGAGGACAGAACGCCUUGUCCAAACACCACCUAUUCAUCAGAGUCUGGAGCCACUAACAGCAGUACAUGCAAGCCAUGCGUAGCUGGCUACUGGUGCAAUGAACCAGCUUUGACCAACUACACCAAAGUGCCUUGUCCGCUUGGUCACUACUGUCCGAUAGCAACAUAUGAGCCCAUCUCCUGCCCAGCAGGGACAUACAGGAGUGAAGUCAGUGCUGCAGAUGAGAUGGACUGUACCAUUUGCCCUCCAGGGUACUACUGCCCCAAUGACACGGCUAAUAUCUUUGAGAUUGAGUGUGAUGAGGGACAAUUCUGCCCCGAAGGCUCCUGGACACAAAGAGAUUGCCAACCAGGUUAUUACUGCAACCGUUCUAAGACCCAGGAGAAGUGUCCAGCUGGCUACUACUGUCCAGUGCAGUCACCGUACCCCAUCCAAUGUCCAGACGGUCACUACUGCGGAGAAGAGUGUGGCUACUUGAACGAUACAUCACCCUGCCCUGGUUCGAUCACACCCGUCAUCUGCCCUCUGGGUUACCGUGAGAAGGAAGGCUCAAGGCGCAGCACCUUCGAGAACACCUGCGAGAUCUGCCCGGCCGGUUACUACGGCAACAUGCCAGACCGUGCCAACUGCACCAUCUGCGCGGCGGGCGUGGUGUGCUUAGAGGGCGCAACCACCGACUACCCUCUGGACAACACCACCAUGCACGGCGUUAACUACACCAACUCCUUCCCGUGCCCCGUGGGGUACUACUGCCCGGAGGGUUCCUCGGCGGCGACAGCAUGUCCUGUAGGGACGUUCAGGAGCACGGAGUAUGCCGUUGCAAUGUCGGAUUGUCUGACCUGCGGUGUUGAUCACUUUAAUCAUUUGACUGGUCAGCAGGGAUGCUUCCAUUGUGGGAGUCAAGCAACGACGGAAGGAGCGGUUGGGUCGUCGGAGUGUACUUGCAACGGCGCUAAUCAGGAAUUCCAGUUCACUGACCGUAAGUGUAUCUGCCAGCACGGUUACACCCUGAAAGCCGACGGGAACACAGAGGCGUGCACCAAGAGUGUCUAUGAGCAGUGCGAUGAGGGCACCUACAGGAACCAACAGGGACAGUGCUGGACAGAAGAGCAGUGGCAAGAUUACUGCAGAAAUGAGCAAUGCCAGACACCUGAUGAUUACAUUGAUUUCAUCAAGGGGAACCCUAACGACUGCCAGUGCAUAACAGAAGACUUAGAGGAGGUUUGUAACCGAGAAUGCCAAGUUGCCCAGGAGAAUCGCAUCACUCUCGUCUGCUCCGACCCAGCAUACAUCAAAAUCACAGAUGCUAACGGAAACGAGACCAUGUUUGCAGCCGAUUCCCUGUCCAAGAUCAUCAACUCACGUAAUGCGCUGACCACUGACCAAUGUACCUCUCUGGACGGUCACACCCAGAAGAUCAACCUCAUCAUUUCUUACGAAUCUGGAUUCAACGGAGCAUACGAUCCUAAUCCCGACGACCUCACUGCUCUCCUCAUGGACAACUCCAAAGACGGACCCGUUGCUCGUCGACGACGAAGACGAUCGGUCGACUGGGGGGUCAACGGAACAAGGUUUGAUGGGCGUCGCCGCCUGAUGGCAACUGUGGAGGAUCCAUCGGGUGGGACGUAUACCGGUAUCACUAACCCAACGGUGUGCCUGAAAUACGGAGAGACCAUGCUGUUUACAGUGGAUAAUAACAAUUAUCCAGUUUAUGACAGGGAAAACCUGUACAACACCAAUGAGAAGUUUGACUAUGGUGGCUUCAGAGAGCUGGCUGAGCAGCAGAGUCAGGUCCAGACGACCACGACCCUCUUCGCCUACCAGUUUGUGGAUCCAGGAGUCUAUGUCUUCACACUCAGUAACAACACAGCCAAGAAGAUGUACAUCCGUGUGAUGGCUGAGAAUGCCCAAUGUUCUGAAGAAGGACCGUUCUUCCCCUCCACCCCUCGAUACAUCAUCCAGAAUGGUAUUGCCCUGGAGUCUGGCAUCCUUCUCGCUCCAGACUGGAUCACAAUUGGUCUCGUCCUGGGCCUCUCCGUAGUUCUAUCCAUCCUGCUUAUUAUCGCACUGAUGCUGUUCCGCAAGUACGGCUGGAACAAGCAGCGUUACGUCCGGCCCAAGUUCCGCAACCUGACGGCCCAGAAUAACCUGGAUGAUCUUGCAUCCAAGGGCUCUACUGUCCACCAUACCAAGAAGUACCAUCGGGCCUUGGAGGGGCAGAACAUGGAGGCAGAGGAGGGAGACGUUGUACCGGUUGAGGCCAUUGAGGUCAAGAGGGAUGACUUCUGGGACUACGACAAGCAGGUCGACCUUGAAGGAUUCACGACCACCGACUUCUACGACCACCUCUCACGACAAUCCCGCCAUGUGACCAGUGAGCUUGGACGACAGAAAGAUGAGGCCAAGGGUCUCUAUCAGCAGCUAGCAAACCAGGCUCAGUCACUCAAGGGAUUAUGGGUAGCGAAGCUGAACCUGAAGGGCAAGGCUGCCCUUGCUACAGAGGCUGAUCUGGCUGCUUAUGACUCCAAGAAAGAAGAGCUUGAGUUAGAGCUGGAACGUCGCCGUGAGCUUGGAAUGAGGAUGGAAACCUAUCUGAAGAGGCAAGCAGACAUCCUGACUGAUGAUGAAAGAUACAGAGAAGAACACCAGGUGUCUUUCUUGUCUGGUCUGAGUGAAGCAACCCGUCUGAUGAAUGAAUAUUCUGAGAAGCUCUCUGCAGGUGAUGAAUCCCUGGAGAGAGAGUUUGAUACCUCUAUGCAAAACUAUUGUGCACACAUGAACCAAGCGAUUCAUUUCUUUUCAUGUUUUUCUUUUCACAGCACAAUCCGCCGUGUUGGUGCCCUCCUUAGUCGCAUGUCACAGGAGGUAUCAGGGGAGUGCCAGAGGAUAGGAGCCUGGGGGGUGCUUGGUCAAGGUUCAGGGGGGCUGUUAGUCGCCCCUGGGACUCAAAAUACCCCUCUACCUAGAGAGGAGCUCUUUGGGGCCGAUGGUAAGCUGCAGCAGACGGAGGUAACCAAACGAGACCCGACCACCGGUCUAGUCGUCCCAGUUCAAGGAUCUAUGACAGUGACCGCCAGCGGAGAGGUCAUCAAUGUCCAAGCCAACAUGUUUGUCCAUCCUCAAACUGGCCGCGUCUUGCCGAUGAACGGUAACGUGUCCUACGACACGAUGACCUCCAGGUUGAUCGUCGUAACAGACACGUCAUCAACUGAGCUACCACGAUCAGACGAUGGUGUCCUACCCUACGUGCCCUACCCCGUCGACCUCAACUCAGGCCUCCCCGUCCAAUCGCUCAUCACUGAAGCAGAACACGCCGGUGACAUCAAGCUGGGCGGGGCCAUGUCCGACCCCGCCACCGGUCUCCAGUGCCCAAUUCUGGCAAUCACCAUACACCCCGAGACGGGCGUGGCCUACCCUCUCUGCGGCACCCACAUUGACCCUGUUACUGGACUACCACUCCCCAUCGAGAUCGGGUCACUCAUGGUUGAUCCAACCAGUGAUCAGCCGGUGCCAAUCUUGGAUGUUGUUAUUGAUACAGAGACAGGCGAUGUGAUACCCAUCGGGGGCGUCCGGCAGUCACAGACCGACGCCCAUGAUGCCUACAGCCCCAUGGUCAUGUCAGACAAGUUUGUGGAGCCCUUGAGCAUGCUGACGGCCCGUAUAGGGGGCGCUAGACUGGAGGGUGGGGAGGUGGUGCCUACCGGUGGAAGCUACCAGUCCCUCCUGGAUGCCAGCCUGAUGCUGUGUGAGAUCCGCGUCAUGGAGAGGAUGAAGAUAUACCUUGAUAACCUGAUGGGACCUGAUGGUGCCAACUGCCGCCACGAGCAGAAUCUUCUGGAGACAGCUGUGAAGGACAUGACAGCCAUCAGACAGCGCUCCAGGACACAGGUCAUCAGGGAUACACUGGACGUAGAGAGGAGGGCUGAGAGGGCUAACAUCCUGGCUGUUAGUGGUGGUACUCCUGGAAUGUAUGAGUUUGCUGAGACCGGUCAGCUCCUGCCAAUCCUGGUCGGCACCCUCAUGUCUGACCUAGCAGGGUCCGGUCAGAAGGUGCCCAUAUUAGGAGUAGGAAAGAACCCAGAGACAGGUCGUCUCAUGCCUCUCGGAGGAACCAUGGAAGACCACGAAGGAGAUGGUCUGGUACCAAUCAUGGUAGGUCAUAAGGCUGUUGACUCUGUGAGCGGGGACCUGAGCCCAGUGACAGGUGUACGCAUCAAUGCUGAGAACGGAACAGUGGUUCCUGUCACCCUCUCGAGCGGAGCUAAGAAGGCCAAGCCCCCUCUUGGAGCCGUUUCCAUGAUUGAAGAUGAGCUGGUUGCUAGGCGUGGCUUCUGGCGUCGUCAACGUCAACGUGAGGAAGAGAUGGUCACGGUAGAGUCUCAUCUCACCCAUCAACUCAUCCUAGAGAUUGAGAAUCUUGCACCAAACAAGGUUGAAGAGGCUCUAGAGACCCUUGCAGAGCAAGCCAAGACCAUAGAGGACUACCAACGUAGGGAGGUUGAGAGGAGGACUGAGGCUACAGAGGAGCUUGGUAACAUCCUACCAUCUUUCAUCAUGGCUAUCCUCUCACUGGGUGAUGAGCCGGAGAGAAUAGCUGCAGAGAAGCACAACGUUGCACACACCAAGUACAAUGACACUGUGCGUAAGUUCCAUAACAGACUUCAGGCUGAGGAGGCUAAAUACAAAGAGAGGAUGGAAGAAUUACAGGACGCCUUGAACCCUGAUGCCGAGGCCGGUGCUCUCCAUCGUUACCGCCAGGCCAAGGCUAGGCUCUUAUCGGACCUGAAGGACCAGCUUAUGAGCAGGACUGAGAACAUUGAUGAGGACCGGGCCUCAAUGGAGUAUGCAAGAGAGAGGAGUGAGCUGCUAACACUGGAGGCAAAGGCUCUCUUGACGAACACCAUCUACAUCGCCGGUACCUUUGAUGCAACCAUCACCGGUGUUUACGGCGAUACCACGGCAACGGAACAGUCCAGCCGAGAGGUGAUCCCGCUCCUCAAGCAGCUGAUUGCGAUGUUAGAACGAGGCUCAACAUUCAGCCUCUCUGCUGAGCUCAUACAAGGCUUGCAGGGCGGAGGAUCAACGUCGGUCACUGUGGGAGGUGCCAACAGCAUCAUCAACCGCAGCAUCACGCAGGGAGCUAGCUAUGGCGUCAACGUCACCCAGCAGCAAGGAUACGUACCACCAGGUCAACCUGGGGGCAGGAUGAAUGUCACUCUACUCCAAGCCGCUCCUGACUCCAGGCCUCAUACAGCAGCUGUGAGCUCUCAUGACAUCCGAAGCAAGCUGGUCGUUCAGGAUACCUUACAGUCGCUGACGGAGGAGAGCAAGACAGAGAUGGCUAAGACUCUGGUUGAGAGACAGACUCUGGAGUGUGUGAAGCUGGAAGAAGAGUUGAGAGGAGAAGAGAUGAAAUCUAUUAAUGCCAUCAUUAAGACUCACGAGGAGCAGAAAGAGGAGAAGAUAAAGAUCACGAAGGAGGAGCUCAGAGCUAAGCUCAAAGGCGCCAAGACGGAACAGGAGAAGGAGAAACUUCUGGAAGACUUCAUCUUGCAAUCGACCAAGGUGUCAUCUGGAAUUGAAGCUGAUAAACAGAAGCAGUUGGAGAGUCUGAGGAAGAAACUUGAUGAGAAGAGAUCUCGCAAGAAGAAGGACCUACACAGUAAACACCUCUUGGAAGCCAAGCAGGAGGGUUUGAGUGAGGACAUUGUUCCUGAGAUGACUCAAGAGGAUGAGGAUCACCAAGCCAAGCUUCAGAGACUUCUUAUGCUUCAACAGAACAAACUCAUUGCUGAACUUCAACAGUCUUAUCUUGAAGAUGAUCUCGAGAAUGAGGAGAAGAGGAACAAUGGAUUUGAUGAAGACAUGGAGGAAAGGAUGAGGAGGUUUAACCUGAGCAACAGACCAAAGAUGGCUGCCAUUGUAGAUAACAUGCAGUCGAAUGCUUCGACGAACACGAAGACCAACUCCAACAUGAAAGACAAGAUGAGGAAUAGAAUGAAAGGAAGACGAGCGACCAGGAGUGCCAAAGACCUCCUACCAGCUGGUCUGGACCCAGAAAGUACCAUUGCAUUGGAGUACCUUGCAGCUGAUGCAGCUCAAGAGGACACUGAUGGUACCCGUGGAAUCAGCGCAGCUAUGGAGGUCCUCACAGAUAUGGACAAGCAGAAACAACUCAAGGAUGUGGAGGAAGCCAUCCAGCAAAUUCUUGCUGAUGAGGCUGAUGAUCUGACCCAAGAGGAGAAAGAGAAGCUCCUAGAGGCGUACAGGGAGAUCAAGGAGAGCAGCCAGGAGAAGCUGGAUGAAUCCAGACAGGAUCAGAGAGAUCAUCUCAUGGCUAAGCUUGCUGCCAGGAAGAGACUGAAGGAAGAGGUUCUUAAGGAGGAAACGGUCGCAAAGGAACUGGAGCAUCUCAGCAAACAACAGGUCCUAAGGGGCAAUGAUGAAGGGCAAGACACUCUUACUGAUGUCCAUGACCGUGCCAACGAUGAGGAGGCAGCCUUCAAGAAAAACAAACUUCUGGAGAACCAGCAGCACCGGCAGGAGGCCCUUGAAAUCAGCCAGCAGAUGGAGCUUAAGCGCUCUACCAAGGAGCUGGCGGAGGAGAAGGCCCGUCUGGAGGGGGCCGUAGCGGGCCAGCUGGAGGAACAGAAGGGCGAGGUGCUGUCAAGGAAACAGCAGGCAUUUGAGAAGGAGAUGCUGCUGAAGGGAAAGCAACUCAACAAGGAUCAGUCCAAGGAGAUGAUUGAAAAACAUCAGAAAGAAAUGGAGCACCUUUCCCAGAGCAUGGACGAGGAGAAGAAUCGUCAGAGGGCGGCCAUCGCCGAGCGCAUCGCUAAGAGGAAAGAACAGAAGGGAGAGAGCUUGAAACAGAUGCACUCUGCUGAGAUGAAACAAGAACUACUCAAGCAGAGAGCUGAGAGGGAUGAGCUCGCUGACAAUCAGCACAAGAAUGUUGAGCGUGGUGCCCUGGUGGAUGCUCUCAACACUGAUAAGACUUCUAAGGCUGAGAAUGUCAUCUACAGAGUGCUCAGACAACGACAUAUCAAAGAACAGGUUCACCAGGAGGAGCAAAUGGAGCAGGAGAAGGAGGUUGAGAUGGCCCGCAUCAAGGCCAAGGCAACGGAGCAUCUCCAGAAGGAUCGGGAUGCCCUGGUAGAGGCCCAGCAGAAGGAGUUCCUGGAGCUGGUGGCCAACUCUGGCUCCAUGUCUCCUGGUGAGCUGGAGGACAAGAAGGAGGCUCUGCAGAGACAACAUAAGAAACAACUAGCCGAGUUUGACCGUGGGUCAGCCCAGAAGAUAGAUCAGGCCGUGAAGGACUGUCUCCCGGCCCUGGAGGUCAAGCAGGCCCAGGCUCGUCUGUCUCUCAGGGAGAAGCAGCUCCAGGAACUCGCUGAAGCCAUGAGGGAUCUCUCUCCAGAAGAGGCACUUGUCCAGCAGUAUACGGAGCUUGCCGAGAAGGCAGCAGCCGACGCCCAGAAGUUCCGAGAGACCAAGGUUGCUCAGAUGCAGGGAGAACUGGACAGCAUCAAGGCUGAGAAGAAGAGAAGGGAUGAUGCUCGUAAGGCAAAGAUGGAGCAGGAAGUUGCUGCCCUGGAGGCUGAGCUGGAGAACGACAGGAUCCGUGAGGAGGAGAGGGAGAGGAAGAGACAGCUGGAGAAGCAGAGAGCCAAGGAGCAGCAGAAGGAGGAGGCCGAGAGACGUCUCCAGCAGGAGCUCCAACACAGUGAGGGCAACGAGGCUGCCAAGGAGAAACUCCUCCAGGAGCACAACGAGAACAUGAAGCGGUUCGAGGGGAACUUCCAGAAGGACCAGCAGAGGAACGCUGAGAGGAUCAAGGCCAGACUGGAGGCUAGGAAGCAGAAGAAGCAGGAACAGGAGAUGGCAAGGAUCCAGGGAGACAUCAGGAACCAGACUGAUAUUGAUGAGAGGAGAACACAAGACCAGAUGAAUCUCAUUAAACAGAAAGGUGCUUCUGAGCUGAACCAGAACAGCGUGAACUCCUGGCGUCCUGAGAACCCCGGAGACUGGGCCCAGAGAAAAGAAGACGGUCUGGACGACAAGCCUGACCUCCCCGAGGGGGUCAACCAGGCCAUGUACUCCGCUCUCAUGGCGUCACCCUUCUUCACCGAUCUGAAAGAGAUUGAAGAGAUGCUCAAGGAUACGCUUGGAUUCAAGGAUGGCGUCAAAGGUGCUGUAAACGACCCAUUCAUCGACUUGAAGGAUGCACAAUGGAUUCUGGGAAGCGAGAUCACCCCGCUCGACAUCGACAGCAUCUCACCGAGCCAGUUCAUCGUCUACCGCUUCGGCGUCUUCGUCACUCGUCUCUUGCGCCUGACCCUGCGCAUGCCCGACGUCACGCUCCUCCUGGCAUCCUCACUCCCACAGAAUGACUACAAACGUAACAUGUUCAGGCAUUCGUUCUUCUACCAGCAUGCGAAGAAGAUCUUGUUUGUGCGCCACGAGAGGCUGGACUCGGUCGGCGAGUUCGUGAUGGUCAUCGUCCAUUGUCUGGCGCACAUCAAGGUCAACGACCUCACUGAUGAUACCAACCCGUACUUCCUACGAGAAUUCUUCAAGGGAAUGAAGAUGAUCUGCCAAGAUAUGUUCUUCUCAAGAGCAAAGGUCACACAGGGCUCUAGGGCUCUCGUCGGGGUGAUGUCGAAAGGAAAGCGCCCUCUGGAGGCCAUCUUCAAGCAGGGCAAGGGAGGUAACGAGAAGGCCGCUGUCGUCACGGAGCUCAUUGAUACACGAGUCAAGCAUACCGACAAGGAGGACUUUACUAAGGAGAACAUCAAGGAACGCAUCACUGAUGAACAGGCUGCAUCCUCCAAGGCAAGGCUGAGGGAAUACAUGGUGUCUCAUGGAGGAUUCAAGUCAACCUCAGACUUUGUGGAGACGAGACUCAAGGAACUCAGAGGCACCAAGACACCGGGAGAUGAAGGCAGAAGGCCUACCAUCCAUAUCACGGCGACAUCGAGUCUCCGCAGCCAACGAGAGCUCUUCGAACUCCAGAUCACCCAGACCAACACCCAGCUAGACCAACUCAACAGCCAACUCGCCAAGUCGAUGCAGGAUCUUCAGGACGCUAGAGAAGGCAUCAAGCGAGCGGAGGAGGAGCCUUCAGCAGCCGGCACAGCCCAGCACGGAGAAGGGGAGAAGUCGGCCGAGGUGCUUCGUAUGCAGGCAUCAGCACUGGAUAUGAAGAUUACCAACCUGACGAAGAAGGUCGAUCAGGUGGAGGCGGAGCUUGUGAAGAAACGCAAGGAGAGGGAUGCAGCUUCGUAGAUCAUCUAAAACAUCCAUCUCUAAAGCCCACACGUUGUUUAUUUAUGUAUGUAUGUAUGUAUGUAAAAGCCCAUGCUCAAAAGGCAAAAUAUAUACGCACAUGACUGAGCUUUGUUUUUAUAAUUCCUUCACAUACAUCUUUGAUCAGUUGUGGAAUGGCAAAAUUGAACUUUUGUAUGUUUCUCGAUCAAAAUUGCUUGGUGCCUUUUUGUUGUAAAUAUGAAUAAUUUGUGUGAAUCUCCCGUCCUUUUUAUAAAUUAUCACUCAAUGUGAGAAACAUGACGUCCAGAAAGUUUUCCUGUACUACAGAUUUUAUUGCGAACGAACAAAGAUUUUAAUGAUUAUUUUCAUGAACGAAGAAUAUAAUGAUCACAGAUUUGUACAUAUUUCUAAUUUUAUAUCGUAUUGUGUGUGUGUUUGUUGUGAAGUGCAGUUUCUAAAUAGACUAUUCUAUUUAUAUCUAUUUCAAUCAGUGUGAAAAUCAAUUAUGAAAUGUAUUUAGUCAAGUAAAAUUUAUACUUCAGAGCUUAAGGUGUUAUUAAAUAUAAUACGCAAAGCGUAGAUGGGAAUUGUGAGUAAGGAAAAUAAUGCUUCAAAAGAUUAGAUUUUCAGUUGUAGUCUGUAAAAGUGCAUAAGUUUGGUCGAACACAAAGAUUAUGGCGCACUUCACAUGAUGGAAUAUCUACCUGUAUAUUUAUAUUUGAAGAAUUCAAUCUCUCAAUUUUAGCAAUAGAUGAACAGAUUUUUGUGUGUGUGUUUAGUAAUUAGUGUUUAUUUGCAAAUAUCUUGGAAAUGUAUGAUCUUUUCAGUGUCAGAAGGAUGCUUAAGUAUGCAAGUUAAUACUCUUAUGGCAGACAAUAUGUAGAUUUAACCUUAUUUGGUUUGGUUAGAUUUUGUAUUUUAUUAAAUGCUAUUCACCAAAUGCCCUCAUAUUCCGUCCGAAUAGUGUUUUCAGUUUUAGUUCAGAAAAAAAGGGAGAAAAAUCAUUUUUGAUAUGAUUAUAAUGUCAAAUCAUGAGAUCAAAUAAUUGAGAGAGAUGUGUAACAAAAU
This is a messenger RNA of Strongylocentrotus purpuratus (purple sea urchin), 30949 nucleotides long. RefSeq lists its product as uncharacterized. Gene Ontology annotation, molecular function: chitin binding; protein binding. Gene Ontology annotation, cellular component: extracellular region. The record is from RefSeq and is a predicted model, not a curated record. Lineage: Eukaryota; Metazoa; Echinodermata; Echinoidea; Camarodonta; Strongylocentrotidae.